Molecule: messenger RNA, 2198 nt
Organism: Spizellomyces punctatus DAOM BR117
Lineage: Eukaryota; Fungi; Chytridiomycota; Chytridiomycetes; Spizellomycetales; Spizellomycetaceae
Exons: 9
Coding region: 1-2040 (679 amino acids)
Biological process (GO): meiotic sister chromatid segregation; attachment of mitotic spindle microtubules to kinetochore; homologous chromosome segregation
Cellular component (GO): chromosome, centromeric core domain; mitotic spindle; monopolin complex
Molecular function (GO): microtubule site clamp; protein binding
Source: RefSeq, a predicted model, not a curated record
AUGACGCCAGAUGCCAAACCUACCACCAUGCGCGAGCAGGCGGGCCCCAUCAUGCUGAAUCGAAUAAGGAGAUCCGCAACCUUCAAAAAAUCUGGCAGUCCGAAAGCUCGCGUUCACUACACACGCACUGAGAUUAACGACUUGGUGAUCCAGCUUGGAGACUCGGUGCAGGACACUCAAGGAGGCGGGGAUCUCGAGAUUGACGUGAUCUGGAAAGUAUCUGAUAUGGCGCGUGGAGGCGCUGGACGAGCUGCUGCUGAAAAGACUGCAAAGUCCCAGAAGAAAUCACUGACCGUAGACGACAAGGAAAAUCUGUCACAAAAGCAAAAGGAGAAGGCGGCCAAACGCAAAACCUCGCUUGUGUCAGAUAUCGCGCAUGGGAAACGGAAGAGGGUACCAGCUGUAACUAUUGAAAACGUCGUGGGUAGUGUUAUCAAACCGCCGAAAAGGGUACCGAAGAAAACCGCGGCGGGAGCCAAGGCACAGCCAGAGGAGGAUGACAGCGAUCUGAACAAUGAUGAGCUCGUUGGAGUACCGAUUCAUUCGCGCAUUAUAUCGAAUGAUUCAGAGGAUGAUUUGACUGCCAGUGCUCCUCCGCCAAAGAAGACAAAAAGUGGGACUGCACGAACGAAUGAUGAGCCAUCCGAUGUACCGUCUGCAAUUAGCGUAGAUAUACCACGCAAAAGCAAUGCUAGAUCAAGCCAAGAUAAUCAUAAAUCAGACGCCUUGGGAAACAAGAAUCAGCUGCCGCGUGAAAACCGCAAAACGCCGGUCGUAAGACAACCUCCAGUGCGAAAGUCGAAGGCGAAAAAGACAGUGAACAGAGAAAGCAGAUCCUCCGUUGCCGCCCAGGCGGCCGAUAAUAAUACUGAGACAAAAUCCGAUGCAGCACGUCGCUCUUCUGUCGAAGAGUCAGACGCGGAUAUGGAUAUAAAUAUUAGGCCAGAGGAAGCAGUAAGCAGUGAUGAUGGAGAACGAGUUAUCGUAAAGGGGGCCGACGUGCGGCGAGCGAAUGAAAAUCGGAAUAAUGGACCAAAGCAGCGGGAAUACAUGAAACCGGUGGUUGUAGAGAAGAAGGUUGACAUACCCGAGACGAAUGACUAUGAAACGCUCAAAGCUGCAUUCCAAGAAUUGCAAGACCGAUACGAGGCAUUGAAAAAUACGGGAGUAAAGGAGGCAGAGGAACGGUUUGAGCAGUACAAAAAGACCGCAGAGGCGCGUUUGAAAGCCUGUGAGGACUACAAUGAAAGGCUCAAGCGGGACGUUGAACGCCUUCGAGAAGAGUCACAGGCCAAUACACGCGUGCAGAAAGAUCUGAAGAAGCAGUUGAAGACUGCUUUGGCAGAUGCAGCAGAAGCGCAGGAGGCAUUGGCGCGAAAGGAGGCUGAGGAUACCGCUACUAAAAAAGCCCAACAAACAAAGCAGCAAAAGGAAGCUGAUGCGGCAGCAGCAGGAAAUGCAAGUAGAGAGGAGGUAGAUGAGCUUCAGCGUGAGGUACAUGAGCUACAGCAGAAGGAGAAGACCCUGUUGGAGCAAGUGGAUAGUUUGAAAAAGAACGCUACGUUGCUCAAAUCCGAGCUGCAGACCGCUAAACAGAAUAUCACUAAAUUGGACCAAGAAGCAAAAUCCCAAGGCUCUCAGAUUCAGCGUCUGCAACAACACGACCGUUACCUCAUUACCGUGGAGCGAAUGGUACGGAUAUACGAGGAACUGACGGGUGUGACCAUUCAAUCCGUUGAAGAUGUCAAGAGGACGGUUGAAAAUGAGACCGGAGAGAACAUGAAAGAGCAGGUUGUCGUCUACAAAUGUCGGCAAAAGGGGCGAGGUGGAGUGUUGGAUUACAAUCUAAUGACACCAUCCGAUGCACCUUCCUCCUCCUCGAAUAGCAGCAAUGUAAUGUACACCUACCAGCCCAUCCUCCGCAAUCAGCACAGCAGCGCUGCAGAUGUACCAGACUGGCUCCAAACUCCGAUUGAAUUUGAAAAGGACAUGUGUAGCAUGUUCUUUUGGAGGGUUUGUGACUAUUUGCAAGGACAGUAGGUCCGUGGGGUGUGAUGCCCUGCUUUUUCAACAGCAGAGAACAAGAUCUUUGCUCGCGCGCUUUGUAAAGUGUAGUUUUGGCUAGUAAUGCCAUUUGGUUAUACGUAUUAUAGUAAUCUAACUGUGUAAUAGAAUGCACUACGGCUUUUCGACGCCAA